CUGCUGGCAGCGGUGAUGGCGGUGGCCGCGGCCUCGUACUCCCCCGCUCCCGCGGCGUCUCGGACCGGCCCCCGCCAGCGGCCCGUCCAGCCGAAGCAGACGGGGUACGACCAGCAGGAGCACCCGUACGCCUUCGAGUACUCGGUCAGCGACCCGUACUCGGGCGCCAACUUUGCGCAGCAGGAGGCCGGCGACGGCCACAGCACCCAGGGCCGCUACAGCGUGGCGCUGCCCGACGGCCGCAUCCAGCACGUCAACUACGUCGCCGACCACUACAACGGCUUCAACGCCGAGGUCACCUACGAGGGCGAGGCCCAGUACCCCAAGGACCGCCCGGGCCAGGGCUACGGCGCUGGGGCGGCCACCAACACGGCAGCUGGAUACAGCACAGCUCCUUCAUACAACUCUGUUUCUUCCGGUGGUCGCCCCGCCUCCUCCCAUAGUGGUGCUUCUGGUUACAACGCAGCACCUUCCUUUAACGCAGCGCCUUCGUACAGCGCUGCGCCUUCGCAUAACGCAGCAUCCUCCUAUAACACAGCCCCUUCCAUUAACGCAGCAUCAUCCUAUAACGCAGCCCCUUCCAUUAACGCAGCCCCCUCGUACGGCUCCAGGCCUCUCAAUGGCCCGGUUUCUUACAACGGCGCCUCUGACUUCAAUGCUGCUGUGUCCGGUGCCGGUAUUGUUAACGCAGCUCAUUCCCUGGGCAAUGUUGGCGAUGCUGUUUCUUCCUACACGAGCUAUGCGUAACUAGCUGCUGCCGGCUGUCAGGUGCUCCCGCGCUUUUUCGAUAAUACACAUGUCUCAGCAGUGAACACUGAACAGCUUC
Molecule: messenger RNA, 826 nt
Organism: Amphibalanus amphitrite
Lineage: Eukaryota; Metazoa; Arthropoda; Thecostraca; Balanomorpha; Balanidae
Product: cuticle protein 7-like
Exons: 1
Coding region: 16-747 (243 amino acids)
Cellular component (GO): extracellular matrix
Source: RefSeq, a predicted model, not a curated record